AUCAGUGCAAAAGCAAAACAAGCAACACUCGAGCGCUGGAGAGUGAGCGAGAGCGAUAGGAGCAGUUUGUUGAGAGCACGCAUAUCAAUAGAGGAGCUCCAUCAGCAUCAGUCCAGAUGCGUUUGCGGUUAAAUCUCGCAGCAUCCCCUACAACAUAUUCGUUUCCCAUCAGCAGACAGAGACCGUGUUUGUCUACGUUGUAGUCGUUGUGGGUGUAACCGUAUCAGUACGAACAAAAACCCUAUUCGAGAAGCAGACUUCGUUUUGCUAGAGGAAUAAAUAAAUGCAAAAUAUGAAUUAGUUCGAUGUGAAUUGUUGUGGUCAAAACAAAAGUUGCAAUGAAAUUACAAAUACUGAGCCUGGUAACGUGUUAUUACGUUUCAUUCGUUUAAUUGAAAUCGAACUCGUGUCAUAUAAGAAAGACAGAAACUACGACGACAAAAAAGUCGGUCACCCCUGCCAACUUCUAAUCAAUUAGAUACUAUCAGUACCAAUCAUUUCUCUGCGGAAGCAUCAACGCUGAGCCAAGCGACGGAAAGACGCAAGCAUAACAGUUACAGUUAUUGCACAUCGAAAGUGCCGUGCCAACAGCAUCAGCAGUACGGUAAAAGCAUUCCUUACGGUGACAAAAAGCUGCCUCCAACUCGAAACCGGACGGGCAGGUUGUGGUUCUAGUUCUUGCGUCGUGGUUAUACAGGAAAAACAGAACUGAAUAGCAGCUAGGCUAACGAUGGCCACUGGUGGUGGUGGAGGAGGAGCAGGAGGCGGAGGAAUACUUGGCAGCGGUCACAAUCUGACAGUGGACCGGGAGUUUCGGUAUGUCAUCCAGUGGUUCACGGAAUGGAGUGAUUUCCAGCGGGAGGAUUUCGUACCAGUGAUGGCCACCUAUCUGGCCGAAUCGAAACCACCCGGGGGACCGGUUUACGUAAACGGGAUCAUCAGCGGAAUGGCGAACGUUAGCGGACAGGACAAACCGAUGAGUCUGUUCCAGUGUAGGGUAAAACUAUUCAAUCAGUGGUCCAGCAAAUGGCCCGAAACCUACCGGGACAAGCUGCUGGAACGGCUGACCGAAAUCGAUUCCGACUUUGAAAGAUUGAUCCAGCAGGAACUGGCAGGCAUCUCGCCCAGAAUCGAUCCAGCAUAUCCAGGAGAUCCAGCCGCUACCACCGAUUUGCCCAGUAGUCCACCGCCCGAGUUGGAGACGAGUCCAGAGCCUACCACGCCAACAGCCACCACACUACUGGUCAUUGGGGAAGACUGAAUCGGCGAGUUUUGGCUCAGAGUAGUGAUCUUUUUUUUUUUGUAAGACUAACUGUUUUCACAUUCCGGAGUUAUUUAUUUUCCUAACAUAUCAAUCCAGCGCAACUUUUUUUUCGAUAUACACGAGCAGCUAUUAAACGGAUGACGUAUUUAAGUAAUUUAUUAUCACUGAUUAGCAAUAGAAUCUCAACUCUUAUCCAGUGAAACCUCAAUUAUUUCUCUUUUUGAAAUAGCAACGUAAUCACAAAUGUCACACACACAAUGGCUCUGACAAAUGAAAUGUACGAUAACGGUAUCACUAAUCGUAUGAAGAGUGUGAAAACGAUUCAAACUAAUAUAAUAAUGUGCUAUUUAUCGAGUUGUUAGUUGAUUAAGCUGUGAAAAGCAAUUGAAAAUUUGCCAUAUGAAACGAAGAAACAUCAAGUUCUCAAUCUUGAAACAAGACAUACGUUUAAUAAAAGAUGAAUCUGAAAUUGCUCGAUCCCAGAGUGGUUAAGAAGCGUUGCCUCCUACAAGGAAGUGAUGAUUAAUUUGAGAACAAAGAAUUUUACAUAGGUUCCGUGCACCUGGAAAAAUAUAAUAACACUAGAAUUUGUAA
This is a messenger RNA of Topomyia yanbarensis, 1858 nucleotides long. RefSeq lists its product as uncharacterized. The transcript is spliced from 2 exons. Lineage: Eukaryota; Metazoa; Arthropoda; Insecta; Diptera; Culicidae. The record is from RefSeq and is a predicted model, not a curated record. The coding region runs from base 731 to 1261 and encodes 176 amino acids.